CUCACCUGUUUUUCUCUUUUUCUCAAUCCACCCUUUUGAAUUAAUGGAGUUCUUCCAAAAGGCAAAAGUGGUGCGUUUGAGAAGCUACCAUGACAAGUACAUGUUGGCCGAUGAGAAUCAAGAAAACGUGUUCCAAGACCGUAAUGGUUGCUACAAUAAUGCUAAAUGGGAAGUGGAGAUCAUAGAGAAUUCAAAUUUCAUAAGAUUGAAAAGCUGCUAUGGAAAAUACUUAACAGCUUCAAACAUGCCCUUUAUAUUGAGAGGAACGGGAAAAAAUGUCUUCCAAACAUUGCCUUCUAGGUUGAAUUCUUCUGUCGAAUGGGAACCCAUAAGAGAAGGAGUUCAAGUCAGAUUAAGAACACGUUACGGACAAUAUCUUCGUGCCAAUGGAGGCUUACCACCUUGGAGGAACACCAUCACCCAUGAUGUUCCUCAUCGAUCCUCAACAGCAAAUUGGAUUUUGUGGGACGUUGACAUAGUUGAGCUUCGACCUCGGAAUCAACUCAAACCCCGACCACGGCCAACACCUAUUACGCCUCCCAUUUCUCGUUCCUUGAAUCCAUCGCCCACGUGUCUUUCACCUUCUUCAUGUCCAUCGGCGAUCAUCGCAGACGUCGAUUCAUUGGUAAAGAUUGAUCUCCGAUCUCCCUUAACGCCCGAGGCUGAAGAUUACUCACAAGAGUGUUUAUCACCCGUGAAAGAGGGAAGAGUUAUAUUUUAUAAUGUGGGUGACGAAAAUGGUGAUGUUGAUGAUGCAAAGAAAGAGUCAUAUUUUAUCUUUAAAGGAAGUUGUGUGAAUGAACUAAAAGAUAAAUUGAAAGAAGAAACAGGGCUUGAUGAUAUUCUUGUGUGUUGUCGCAAUCCAUUCACUGCAAAACUUUAUCCACUUCGUUUACAAUUACCUCCUCAUGCCAGUGACAUGCAUGUAGUUGUCGUUCCUUCUUCAUUCAAUGAACAAUGAUGCAAGGAGGUGACAGUUAUCUUAGCAGUUGAAUGCUCGAAUAGUUGUGUAUAUACAACAUAUAUUUGUUGAGUUGAGUAUACAAGUGUGGAUGAGUACAGUAAUCCUUCAAACACAAUGAGGCAACAACCAACCAUGAAGAACUGAAGUUUCAAAAUUAUCAAAAUUGUUGGUGGACUUGGUUGUUUGGAAUGUAAUGCAAAUU
Vigna angularis (adzuki bean) is the source of this 1166-nucleotide messenger RNA. RefSeq lists its product as uncharacterized. The record is from RefSeq and is a predicted model, not a curated record. Lineage: Eukaryota; Viridiplantae; Streptophyta; Magnoliopsida; Fabales; Fabaceae. The coding region runs from base 44 to 961 and encodes 305 amino acids. The transcript has 3 exons.